Messenger RNA from Pecten maximus, 7858 nucleotides. RefSeq names its product SH2 domain-containing protein 4B-like. Gene Ontology annotation, cellular component: cytoplasm. The coding region runs from base 316 to 1734 and encodes 472 amino acids. Lineage: Eukaryota; Metazoa; Mollusca; Bivalvia; Pectinida; Pectinidae. The record is from RefSeq and is a predicted model, not a curated record. The transcript is spliced from 13 exons.
GGAAGUUGAACACCGAAAAAAGAGCACUCGUCGAUUGUAAAGCUGCAGGAAGGAAAACACAAGGAACUGGAUGGUGAUAACGAGGACAGCGCUUUACAUGGCCAGUUGAUUAACCAACGAUUGCUACUUAGAUUUGUAUGGCUCAUGUCCAGUUUACACAGCCGUGGUCAGUAGAUAAUUCUACCAUGUAGGGGAGAGGUGGUCAGCAGGGAUUGGUCAAGGUCCAAGUCCAAGUUGACAAGUGACAAACAAAACUUGGUCAAGCCGACCAUAAACUUGAAUUAGCCAAUUUGAGUGCCAACACAAAUUGCCAAAAUGCUGCAACAAAUUUUACAAGAAAUGUACAUAGACCCAGAGCUACUGGCAGAGCUCUCGGAUGAACAGAAACAAGUUCUUUUUGUUAAAAUGCGUGAGGAACAAGUACGGAGGUGGAAGGAUAGUGAAAUGAAGCUGGAAAUCGAAGAUAAAAAAAAUCCAAGGAAGCGAAAGCCAGGACGAAAGGGAUUUGUGAAGUUCCUUGAGGGUAGCGAUGGACAUGAAUGGGUAUGGGUAAUGGGAGAUCACUCUAACGACAGAAGAAUCGAGGAUAUUUUAGAGGAGGAGGCUAAGACUGACGCUCUCCGAAAGGCAGAACUAGAAAUGGAAAAACUGAGACAAUAUGAAGAAAAGGAUCUGAAGGAACGAUUGGAACUGGAGCAACAGGACGUAGAAGCUGCCAAGAAGAAGUUGGAGGAGGAAAUUCGGAGGAAGAAGGAGGAGGCAGAAAUGUAUCAAUCGAUAAAGGAAGCAAGAAUGGUGGCUCAGCGUCUUGAGGAGGAGAAGAAGAAGGAGGAACAGAAACGUGUGGAAAAUCUGAGACUAAGAGCUUGCAAGAAAUGUGAAGAUCUCCAACAGUCAUCCUUUGCCCAGGAGCGUCGCGUCUCCAUGGAAAAAGUGGAGAAGGCAAAGCGUCGUCGUAGUAAUGAGCUGUAUGUGAGAUGGAAGGAGAUGAGGCGACAGAUUGAAAAAACAGCCGAAGAGGAGUCCCAAGAGGUCGAGGAUAACUGGCACUUUAGAGAGAAGCAGGCUAAGGAAGCAGAGAAACAAAUGCAGACCUUGGCCAAGCGAGCCCGCGAGGAGCAUCGUAAUUCUCUACGACUCACUUCUGGUGUCAUCAGUGCCGCAUCAGCAUUUGCGGAAGGAGUUAAACCUCCACUUCCCCCAAAGCCCAAAUAUCUUACACAAAAUGCCUUGGCUAGUCAGAAUGGAAUAGGUGGUACUAAAGUAUCGAGGAAGAAGCGAAGUAUGCGGCCUAAAAACAAAGACGAUGUGGUCAAGUGGUUCCUGGAGGAGGAGAAACCACAGGGAGUUGGUAUAGACCCUAAAACUAAGGCUGUGGCGACCUGGUUCCAUGGUGUAAUAUCUCGGGUAGAUGCAGAGCUGAUGUUACAGUCUAAGACACUAGGAGCUUUUCUGGUGCGGGUCAGUGAGCGAGUUUGGGGCUACACAAUAUCGUACAGAGCGGAGGACCGGUGUAAACAUUUCCUCAUCGACACCUCCGAGGCCGGUUACCAGUUCUUUGGUGCUAAUCAAGUCCUUCAUGCAUCUCUUCAUGAAGUUAUAGAAUUUCACAAAAACAACCCAAUUACUGUAAUGGGAGGUGAAAAACUCCGCCACCCUGUAGGACAGUCGAAGGACCCACCGGACUAUCAAGGCCUGCUGCAGUCAAAAAUACUGGAGAGUACAUCGCUAUGAUUUAAAACUCUCUACAUUGUACUGUACUAGGAAUUUGUUCUCUGAAGCUUAGCAUGAAUCAUCUUACAACAGUAUCAUAUACAAAUCUGUUGUGGAGCCUUUUUAAAAUUGUAAGAUUUUUGUAUAUCAUCAUAUUUUUAUGUAUAUUAUGGACCAUUUUAUAAAAUCAUUUUAUGUUAUUCCCUAACAAAACAGGUAGAUUUUGAGGAUCCUAUCAAAAAUAUUUUUUUUAAUUAGGUUAUUUUUUUAAUUGUUUUUUUUUUUUUUUUGGUGUUAUUUUAAAAACUUCAUUGUGGUCCCACACUUGGGAUAUUGAUAAAAGUUUGUAUUGUAUUCAUGUUUUAAUGAAUGAUUUUUAUUGACAGUGGAAGAUUGUUAAAUGUAUUAGGAUGAUGAACCAGAGGUCAAAGGUCAAUUGUAUCUUAACAAAUUAAAUGAGCAGCCAUAAUUAAAAUGUUUUUGUAAUGUUUUGAAAUUUUUUUUUUCUUCUUAUUUUUUUUUAAAAAACUUAGAAUGUUAUAGAUUUAUGCAAAACUGAUUAUAAACAUGCAAGGAUGUUCUUUUUCUUGUUUUCACAAGACUUUUUAAUUGUUUUAUCAAAAUAACAUGCCCCACCUGCUUUACAUACAUGUAUACAUGCUUAACUUUUACUAAGAAUAUAUAUUCAGUUUCAUUUAGUAACAAAUCAUGUGAUAUGAGUUUGGUUGUAAGGUAUGCAAUAAACGAGUUUUCGUAUAAUAAAUUGACUUUUUUUUUUAUAUGAGCUUAACUGAUGUCUGUGUACAGAAUUUUUUUUUUUUCUUUGUUUUUGUUUAAAUUGCAAUUAGAAAGGGUAUUGGUCAUUCUUCCAUUUAUCAUUGAUUGGGAUUUCUUGAUAUUAUUAUGAGCAGCAGAUUUUCCCAAGUACACAUAAUAUUUCCCAUCUUGUCUUGAGAAAACAAAUAUAUUGGCGAAAAAAAAAGUAAUGUUUGGAAUUUUCAUACAUUUAUGCAGGCACUUGUUUACCUGGAAGUGAAAAGACAUUUUAAAACAAGCAGUAUAGUUUACAUUGUGCUGUAACACAGGGCAACUGUAGUAAAGUGUGAGAAAUAUGUGUGAAAUUUAUUGAAUAUUCAUAGAGUAAUGGCCUAACAUGUGAAAUUUGUUGAAUAUUCAUUAAGUUAUUGCCAAACAGGUGAAAUUUAUUGAAUAUUCAUUAAGUAAUGGCCAAACUUGUGAAAUUUGUUGAAUAUUCAUUAAGUAAUAACCAGACUUGUUAAAUUUGUUGAAUAUUCAUUAAGUAAUGGCCAAACAGGUGAAAUUUGUUGAAUAUUCAUUAAGUAAUGGCCAAACUUGUGAAAUUUGUUUAAUAUUCAUUAAGUAAUGGCCAAACAGGUGAAAUUUGUUGAAUAUUCAUUAAGUAAUGGCCAAACUUGUGAAAUUUGUUGAAUAUUCAUUAAGUAAUGGCCAAACAGGUGAAAUUUGUUGAAUGUUCAUAAAGUAAUGGCCAAACAGUGAUUUGACUAUAGUAAAGAGAGUUUCUAUAAUUGGCAUCAUGUGAAAUUGACCAUAUCUUUGCUGCCGAUAAAAUAUGACUAUUUACUAGGUUAUAAAUUUUAUAAUUCCAUCUUGGUUGUGUUGUUUAUAAAUAUGAAGACACAAAAAUUGUACCUUUCAAUUAGUUUUAGAUACGAACAUAUAAUUUUGUGUGAUCAUUUACAGUUUUUUGUUCGUGGAAUACGGUUAAAACAGUGUAAAAUUCUGUUCCUGUUGCUUUGGUUCGGUGGUGUAAAUGUUACCUUUAUGAAUUUUGAUAUUAAAAAUCAAAUUGUACCGGUAUAUAUGUGUCAUCUGAGGUUUGGAAUUGUCAAAACUGUGAUUAUUAUUAUUUUCUUUUUAGAUAUUGAUUGGACAAUUUUAAUAUCUUUAUUUUUUUAUUUGUAAACCAUUGUUUUUAAGAUUUUAUAAAAAAAAAAAACACUUGUUAUUGAAACAUAUUAACUAGAGACCAUGUUGUCUGAACUGAUUAGAAAAUGUUUUCAGAAAAUUGUCACUAAACAAAGAUAUCAAAUCAAUACAAUACAAUGUGUACAAAUUUGGUCAAGUUUCUGGAAAAAUAUCUUUCAUGAAAUUGUAGGUUCUGUUUGAUAAAGAUUCCAGAUUUAGACUUCUUCUCAUUCGUAUGAAUUUUAAAAAUAUUUGUGUAUUGAGCUGAUUGUGAUUGUGUCUUGUGGUUGUGAAAAUAUCUUUUGUUUACACGUUUUUCUUCUAAACAUGUAUAGAUCUGAUUAUCAACGAUUUGAGAUUUGUUUUUGAAAUCUUAACAGUUAUGGUAAACAGGAGUUAAUUUUAUGUGUAUGAAUUUAUUUUUAGUACAUUUGAAUAAUAAUGUUUUAUUCCGGCUAUACAAUGUAAUCACUUAAUAAACCUCACAUUUUUACAGUAUACAGGGAAAAAUUUGAUCAUAGAAAUAUAUCCCUACUACAUUGAUAAAACAGGUAUUGUCAAUGUGGUGACUUUUACAUUUCACAUAAGCAAUUCUGAGUGUAUCCAUUACUGUACACUGACUCGAGCCGAAUUUGGCCUCUUUAAUAGAAAGUGAAAAAUUAUGAGAAAGUUUCGCAGCAGCGAAUAUAUAUCCCUCCGACUACAAUGUAUUUAAUCAAAUGGCAUAUUUGUCUGAGGGCUGUUGAUUUGUAGGUAGGUAGGUAGGUAGGUAGGAUAAAUGUUUUUAAGUAAGAAUCUUUAUUACUUAUGAAUGAAAAUAAGCAAUACAUAAAUUUAACAUUGAAUUUAUGUAUAAAAAGUUGUAGAAGGUUGUAUUGUUUUGAGAGAGUAAUACGUAGUGAAAUGAAAUCCAGUGCAAAAUCUGAUUCUCGUAAGUUUGUCAUUGAAAAUAAGAUGUUGUAGCUAUUUGUGAAUAGAUUUGUGUAGGAAUUAAAAACUUCACACUAAACACGAUUUUCUGACUCUUCUACAAUUGAUAUUUACUUCAAUAAAUUAUAAUCACUUAGGUGAUAGGAAGUAUUGAUCUUGUGUAUUAGAGAUGUAUGUUUUGCUUCCUUUAACAUUGAAAUCUUCAUUUCUAGAAAAUUACUGAAUUACCAGUAAAAACAUUUGGAAUGUUGAAAAUAAACAAAUUAUGGUUUAAAAUACUUUUGAUUAUAAAUGGCUUUUAGAAUUUGAAAAUAAAUGGCUUUUAGAAUUUGAAAAAGGAUAUUUUUGAGAAUAAUGCCCAGAUUCCUUUUAAAAAAUAUAUAUUAAAAAAAUCCAGAAAAACUGAACAUGCCAGAUAUUAAGAUCUGAUUAAAAUACAGUUUACAGGUUUCAAUUAUGAGGUAUUUUAUGUCUUUUCAUGGAGAAAUUUAAUCACAAUUUUAAAUAUCUCUUUGGAACAUUUUGUUAUUACUUUUGAUUUUCGUAGUUUGCUCCACUGUAUUUAAUAUUUUGUUAAAUUCAAGGGCCUAGUAGGUAUUGAGAACUUUAUAUGUAGUUCUCAGCCAGAAGUUCACUUCCAGCAGAACAAUAGUAAAAUAAAUAUCACAAUAAUGAUGGGAGAUUUUAGUACAAUGUUAAAUCUGUGAUUCAAUCUAGACACAAAUAUUCUGUAAACAUAAUUGCAUAAUUAAUUUAGCAUUUUGAGGCAAACAAUACAAUUGUUAUAUUACACAUACUAAUUUUUUUUUUCAACAAAAAAAAUCUAAGAUAUUUUAAUGUACAUGUAUAAUUAUAUAUACCGGGUACAUAGUUUGAUAAAUCAUUAUAUUUAUUUAGAUUAUAUGUUAGACAAAAUCCUGGCAAAAUUUCAAGAGGUAUUCCAAAAUGGAAUUGUGAAAUACUCAAAUAAGAAUACGCAUUACAAAGUACAGUAGAGAGAGGGGUCACAGGGUAUAUAGAGCUAGAAAGUAGGGGUAUCUCAAUAGUAAAAAGUCAGAGUAACCUUCAUAUAUAUUUUAUUAUAUCCACAUGUGCCAUACAAUACAUAAGGGCUGUUCCAAAAUUAUCCAGUUGGGAGGGGUGAGGUGUUUUUUUCAGAGACUAGAAAAAUUAAGAAUUUACCCUCAUCACCCAUCAAAUUUUAAAUUUGGAAUAGCCCAAAGUCCCAGUGAAGAAUGUACAAUUCCUGCAUCAUAUUUUUGGGGGAAAAUGUUAAUUUUUCUUUGGAAUUUAACAGUUAACAUUCAAAUUUUAUCCUCUUGUCUGCUGCAUAAAGGAGCAAAAAUGUCUAGAAACUCAAUAUUUUGUAAUAUCGGCAGGGCCAAAAAUGGUGUUUGUUAAAUUUUGCCAUAGUGAGUUUUAACUUCUUCAAAGGAACUACCAUAUAUGGAUAUCAAUCAUAUUCAUUUGACUGAAAGUGUAUAAAAGGGGAUGGGGUCAAAAUAUUUCUUCGUGAACAUGAUUCACAAUCUGUACCUGUUUCAUGGAAUUUUAGGAGAAUAUUUAUAAUUGUCAAAAUAUUUAUGUAACAUUGACUUUUUUUAACAUUGACCAGUCAAAAACAGGAAGUACUACGUGUGUGUGUGUGAUAUGUGUAUGUGUCUUUGUAAUGGUUGUGGUUGAGAUACAGUUUUAUCUGAAUUGAUUUUGGUUGAUAUACGUUUGUGAUGUGAAAAAUGCCAUUGACGAACUUUGCAAUAAUUAGGAUAUUUUAAAAUCUUUUACCAUUUUUUUUUUAUUUUUUUUUUUUUAUUGUGUUAACAAAUUAUGUUAUGAAUACAUAAACAUGUACAAAGUGUAUAUCAUAUAUUUUUGCAAUUAAUUAAUUUUUUUUUUUUUUUUUUUUGAUUUUCUUAAUUAUUUUAGUGAAUAUGACGAUAAUACAAAUUAAUGGACAUAUAUGCGCAAAAUGUAGUUGAGUGAAAUCAGAUACAUGUAUCUCCAAGUGAGUUGAAGUUACAGAUUUUUUUUUUUUAAUAUUUUAGUGGUGAUAGCCAGUUCUCCACAGCUAUAGACAAUCAUAAGGCCAGCAUUCUUAAAUAUAUUAGGGUUACAUCUAGGGCCCAGUACAGGAAAUAAUUAUUGUAAAUGUUCACAAUUUCUAGCUGAUUUACUGGUAAUAAUAACAAACGAUAUUUUACACGAUUUUAAUAAACUGUAAAACCACCCUUAAAGAUUCUACAGCACAGACAGCAUAUACACGGCUUGUCACACAAAUACAUGAAAUAGCAUCCAUUAUAUAGAAUUAUAUCUACAUCUGUAAUUAAAAUUGUAGCACCAACAAAUGAAAAAAAGAUAUGUAUAUUAAUAGCAUUUGAAAAAGUAUCUCUUAUUAGACCGAAAAUGAUAUACCACAUUAGGAUGCAAUUAAUGAUUUAUUCACUCUGAAUUCUAAAGAUGCUAAAAUUUUGGAGGUUGUAAAAAAAAAAACAAAAAAAAAACAGCCUAUUUCUCUUUUGUCAGCUAUGUAACAUCUUAAAGGACUUUUGUGUUUAAAAAAAUGCUUAAAUCAAAGUCUCAUUGUGUUACUCAAGAUUUUUUGUUUUAAUCUCACUUGGCCCAUAAAGAUAAGUAAAUCUUUUAUUUGGCCCAACAUCUAUCCAUCAUCUAUCCAACUUCCACUUUCACUUAAUAAACUUCUAGUCCAGAACAUCUGUCAAAACUGUGACCAAAUUUUAUGUAUGAUCCUUCAACAUUGUGAAACAGGCUGGUAAUUCCAGAUUCUUAGAUUUUUAUUCCCCAAUUUCAGGGUAAAGAUAUUAAUAAACAGAUUUGUACAUCGUUUACUAAGUAUUAGAAUGAUAAUAUUAAUACUAUGACAGACUCGGUAUAUCAGAGAGUGGAUUUGAAACUUUAUGCGAGCUUUUGUAUUUGUUUGUCAAUAAAAUGUUGUGUACAGGUGUUUGUCCAGCUCAGCUUUGCAGGAAAAACGUAUAUAUAACAUAAUUGUGCAUAUCUCUUUUAAAAUACAUUAUUUUAUCCUUAUCUUACAAUAUCGGUACUGAUUUUGUGUAUGAUUACCUAAUACAUGUAUUACAUUACAUGUAUGAAUACACUGUUGGUACUGGUUUUGUGUAUACAUUACAUUAAAUAUGAUAUAACAGCGUACCAUGUUUAUUUUAAAAUAUAUAAAGUGUAAGUCUUUGAUAUUUAGAUUUAUAUACCCAAACUGUAAAUGAAUCUUGAGAUAAAUGAUUUGGUGAUUUAA